Molecule: messenger RNA, 366 nt
Organism: Cylicostephanus goldi
Lineage: Eukaryota; Metazoa; Nematoda; Chromadorea; Rhabditida; Strongylidae
Source: the annotation of a GenBank genome assembly
UUGCGAAAGCGAAUAUCCUUCAGCUCAGAAAACCAACAAAAGCCAGUUAAGCUAGGCCGUACAAUCCCUGAGUCUGGCACUUUUCCAGAAAGGCAAGGAAAGAAAGGCAGUGGAAAUUUUACGGAUGAAAAUGAUGAUGGUUAUGAAUACUGGUCACUUAUGGAUUCAGUACUGUUUUGUUUCACUGUGAUAACAACGAUUGGUUACGGUAAUGUCGCUCCGCGUUCAUUCAAUGGACGAUUGUUUGUUAUACUAUACGGCCUCGUAGGAGUACCCUUCACAAUGCUCGCCAUUGCAAAUCUGGGAAAAUUCCUGGCUACUGUGCUAAAAACCUGGACGCGACCCUUUGUUCGAUGUGCCAAGUAA